This is a messenger RNA of Rhipicephalus microplus (southern cattle tick), 1845 nucleotides long. RefSeq names its product methanethiol oxidase-like. The record is from RefSeq and is a predicted model, not a curated record. NCBI's taxonomy places the organism in Eukaryota, Metazoa, Arthropoda, Arachnida, Ixodida, Ixodidae. Gene Ontology annotation, molecular function: selenium binding.
UAUCAAACAAACCGGCGGCGUUGCAGCUGGGUUUUGCCGCGCGCUCAAAGGCGGCACAUACCGGACGAUAGGAAGCGAGGCGAUAUAUUUGGUGCGCGCUCUACUCGGCGGCAUUGUGUGCGGCAUCGCUGGGCGCUGCGAUUUGAAGACAUUAACAGCAUCCGAAGAGAAGCAUCAUGGCAGGUUGUUGCGAGGAAGAGUGCCCCGUGGGCUACAGCUCUCCUUUGGAGGCCGCCUGCAAGGGCCGCCGCGAGAAGAUCGUCUACGUGCCCUGCAUCGUGCCUUCCAAGGAGAGGCCCGACUACCUGGCGGUCGUCUGCGUCGACCACCACUCGCCGGACUUUUGCAAAGUGAUAUACCGACUGCCGAUGCCGUACAAGGGAGACGAGCUUCACCACAUGAACUGGAACACGUGCAGCAGCUGCUACGGCAAGCCCAACAAGCGGCGCAACCGACUCAUCCUGCCUAGCCUGAACAGCGACCGUGUCUACGUGGUCGACCUCAGCCACAACAUCAGGAAGCCCACUAUUCUCAAGGUCGUAGAACCCGAAGAGAUGCACGCUCUUGGCCUCGCCACACCUCACACGCCCCACUGCCUCGCCGAUGGCAACGUCAUGAUCAGCACAAUGGGCAAACCCGACGGCAGUGCCAAAGGCUGCUUUUUCAUUCUGGAUGGUACCACGCUCACGCUUCGCAAUGCAUGUGAGCAGUCGUGCCAGUGCGCCGACUUCGGCUACGACUUCUGGUACCAGCCUCGGCACAACGUCAUGGUCAGCAGCCAAUGGGGAGCCCCAUCUGCCUUCAAGAAAGGCUUCGACUUGCAAGACGUCGAGGAUGGAAAGUACGGCACUCAUAUCGACAUCUGGGAGUGGCCUGCACUGGUUCAUCAGAAGAGCCUAGAUUUGGGAACCGAAGGAUUAAUGCCCCUGGAGGUUCGCUUUUUGCAUAAUCCGGAAGCCAGCGAAGGCUACGUGGGCUGUGCUCUAGGAAGCACUGUCUGGAGGUUCUUCAAGGACCAGGACGGUUCAUGGAGUGUGGAAAAGGUCAUCACUAUCCCACCAAAGAAAGUGGAGGGCUGGAUUCUUGAAGACAUGCCCGCGGUCAUCACGGACAUACUGAUAUCCCUGGACGACAAGUAUCUCUACUUCGUCUGCUGGAUUCACGGGGACAUUCGUCAGUACGACAUCACUGACACUCGGCAUCCGAAACUCGUUGGUCAGGUUUUCACUGGAGGAUCCAUCUACAAAGGUGGCCCAGUGACUGUGCUCCACGAUGAAGAACUCGAGGAGCAGCCUGAGAGGUGUGUUAUCAAAAACAAGGCUAUAGAAGGUGCUGCCCAGAUGUUGCAGCUUAGUCUGGACGGCAAGCGACUCUACGCCACCACGUCGUUGUACAGCGCCUGGGACAAGCAGUUCUACCCGGAGCUUAUAACGAAAGGCGCCUCGAUGCUUCGCGUGAAUGUGGACAACACCAAGGGUGGCCUGUCCAUCGACCGCGACUUCCUGGUCGAUUUCGGCAAAGAGCCCGGCGGUCCCGUGCUGGCACACGAAAUGCGCUUCCCGGGUGGAGAUUCCACGUCGGACAUCUGGCUCUGAAGGCAGCAAGGCAGACGCUUGGAAACCGGCCGAACACUUUCGAUCCGAAUCCUGCACGAAUUCGAUCUGUUUCGCCCGAGGAAGGUGGCUUUGUUUGGUGUAGUGGGGAAGAUAGGAUGUGUAGUGUUGUCGACUUGUAUCGGAAAUGGGUCACCCUUACUACUUUCAAGGGUUUUUUGAAAUCUACUAUCUAGUUAAAAUAAUUGACUUGUGAAACGGUCUUUUUUGUUAAUAAAAUUUUUAAAAAUAA